This is a messenger RNA of Rotaria sordida, 5208 nucleotides long. The record is from the annotation of a GenBank genome assembly. NCBI's taxonomy places the organism in Eukaryota, Metazoa, Rotifera, Eurotatoria, Philodinida, Philodinidae.
AUGACUUCCAGACUCGAUCGUCUAUUGACAUUAUUGGGUACUGGAGAUUCAUUAGCAGUAAAACGAUCAGCUGCUACACAAAUUGGUCAAGUAGUUAGUACAUAUCCAAAAGAAGUCGAACCUAUUCUUAAUAAACUUAAAAAAUAUGUUAUACAUUCAUCAUGGGAUGUUCGUAUUGCAUGUGGUUUAACUAUUGAACUUAUUAGUAAAAAUAUAUCCAAUGAAUUUUUUGUUUUAUUCAAUGAAAAUUUACGAUAUGGUUUAAAAUUAAAUUCAUUUAAUUUCAAUCAUGUUAUUGCAAAUAGUUCAAUAUUUUAUCUUGGUGCACGUAAAAUUGAAGAAAUAGGCGAUUAUGAUGGAAAUGUAUCUGUACAAAAGAAAUUUGUACGUAAAGAAUUUAAUUUUGGUUUACAAGAACGUUUAACUGGUACAGAUAUGCCAGUAGAAGAAAAUGAUUUUAAAAUUGAAUCAUUAAAUAGUUAUAAUUCAAAUGUUAAAUGUGUUUCAUCUGCUGAUUUGCAACGAUUUGUAUUUGGUGAACAAUAUUCAAUUAUUGAACAAGAUCAUUCACCAGAACCAACAUCUUCAAAACGAAUAAAAGUAUCGAAUUCUAAUGAUGAAAAUGAAGAGAAUCGAUUACGUUGGCCUUUCAAUGAUUUUUAUAAUUGGUUACUUGAACAAAUCUUUCAACCAUCAUGGGAAUAUCGACAUGGAUCCGUUACUAUUCUACGAGAUCUUCUCAAAGGACAACAAUCAUUAUCAAUUUCAAAUGAAUUUUAUUUUCAAUGGCUUGAAGAUUUAAGUGUUCGUUUAUUAACAUUAAUUAUUCUUGAUCGUUUUGCUGAUUAUGUUUCUGAUGAAGUCGUUGCACCAAUUCGUGAAACAGGCGCUCAAACUUUAAGUAUUAUUUGUAGUUGUUUACAUGAUCAACCACAAUGUUCAUCUUUAAUUUCAAUUCUUUUACAUUUACUCAAACACAAUGGUACUUGGGAAAUUCGACAUGGAGCAUUACUUACGCUCAAAUAUACAUUCAAUAUACUCAAAGAAAUACCCAACGAGAUGCAAAUCCCAUGUGUCCAAGCUGUACGACAAUGUCUGAGAGAUGAAUCUGACGAUGUUGUUUCAACUGCCGCAGCAACAUUAUUACCACUCGUUACUCAAUAUGAAUCUGUUGUCCUCGAUUGUGCACCUGGUUUAAUUGGUGAACUUAUCUCAUUACUUGAUUCAAUGGAUGAUCUUAAUUCAGCAGCUAGUUCAAUUAUGAAUCUUCUUGCUAAAUUACUUGCAGCAAAUUCAGCUGAAAAAUUUAAAUUAUCUUUUGCUCAAGUUCUACCAAAAAUUUUUCCAUUUUGUCGUCAUCAUACAUUACCAUUUCGUUUAGCUGCUAUUCAAACUGUUAUGAAAAUUAUUGAAGCUAGUCAAUCGAAAUUAAAUAUGUGCACAUCAGAAGAAUUAUCUGUACUUGAACAUACAUUUCGUCUUCUUUUUGAACGAUCUAUACUCGAAUCAGAUGAUAAAAUUCUUACAUCAAUUGAACAAACAUGGAAUAUUCUUUGUCAAUCGAAUAGUAUUGUUCGACAAUGUACAUUUUCAUCAUAUCAACGAUGGAUUUGUCUAUCUGUUCAUCCAGCUAGAGUGCCAAUUAAUUCAACAUUAUUAUUAAAUGAUGAGAAAACUCCACAAACAACAACAAUACUUAAUAAUGAUGAUAAACGUUAUUUAAGUAGUUCGACAAUAAAUAAUCAUCAAUAUUUAGCUAUGGGUUUUACAGUAUGUCAUCAAGACGCUCCAUUAGAACAAGAUCGUACUGUUAUUAAAUGUCGUCGUUUAGCAGCACGUUUACUUGGUCAAUUAUUUAUUCAUUAUGAUCAACAACAAUCAAAUAGUGUUUUAAAUUAUAUAACAAGUCUUAAUUAUCGUUCAGCUGUACAACGAAUGGUUGCUGGAAUGAUAACUAGUGAAUGGGGAAAAAAUAUGAUUGAUUUUUCAAUUAAUACAAAUAUUCUUCAAGAACAUUUUCAUAAAGCAUUAAAUGAAACACUUUAUUUUGAUGAAAUAGCACCAUCGUUUACUAAACUUAAACGUGAUUUUACAUCAUUUAUGUAUGAAUGUGCUAGACAACGCUUAUGUAAUCCACAAUCAAUUGAAUCAAUUGCACUUCAUUCAGUUGAUGAUAUUAUUGAAUUAUGUGAUAAGGUUCAUUCAAAUAUUGAUUCACAUAUUCAAUUAAAUGGACAAAAACAAAAUAUUCGUGAUGAAGCUCAACGAAUACAAAAUGAAUCAGAAACACUUGCACUUAGAUCAACAGCUUAUUUGGCAUCAGCAUGUGUUUAUUGGCAUUUUCUUGGUGAUCAACUCAAUCCACUCAUUCGACCAUUAAUGGAUGCAUUAAAAAAAGAAUUAGAUCCACAGAUUCAAAAUGAUACAGCUCAUGCUGUUGCAGAUCUUAUCUGGCAGUGUACACAACGAACAACAAAUCCUAAUCCGAAUGGUAAAAUAAUUAAAAAUUUAUGUAAUUAUGUUUGUGCUGAUUCGGAUGAGACACCACAUAUUACAAAUUCCUCACGUUUUACAGAAUCUACUGAAAUAUUAUUAAAUGUUAAUGAAGGAUAUAAUUGUACUAUUUUAAGAGGCAUUUAUACUUGGCAAAAAACAAAUAGUGAUGAUACAACUAGAAAUACUCUAAAUCGCGAUUCAUCAGUUGAUUCAACACCUACACCUUCUUCAAAUAGUUCGACUGCUAAAAAAUUUAAUUUUGAUUCACCAAAUAAUAAUGAUUAUUCAAGACAUGGUGGUGAAUGUGCUCUAUCUGCUAUUUGUCAUCGAUUUGGUGCUGAACUUCAAUCAAAAUUAUCAGAUUUAUAUAAUCGAACAGUAAUAGAUAUUGAACAAUUUAAUGAUGAAUUAUGUCAAACACAAUCAACGGCUGAUGCUCAAUGUUUAGCAGAUACACUUCAAAUUCUUACUAUCCUCAUUCCACAUGUUCAUGAAACUAUUUUAAAUAAUUAUCUUAAACUUCUACCUAAUUUAUCUCGAUGUUUAUCAUCAAAAUAUACAGUCAUACGUUAUUUAACUGCACGUUGUAUUGGUAUUUUAUCAAUACAUAAAAUUGAAUAUGUACUUCAAUUUAUUAUUGAUUCUAUUCUGCCAAAAUUAACAAAUACAAAUAUGGAUACAAGUUAUUUACAAGGACCAAUUGAAACUUUAUAUCAUGUUAUUGAUAAACAAGCACUUAAUAUUAUUCGUUAUGCAAAAUAUUUAAUGUUACCUUGUAUUCAAUCUAUGACACAUCAAGAUUUUUAUAUACGAUCGACAGCUAGUAAUUGUUUUGCUGUUCUUAUUAAAUAUUAUGCUUUACAUAAUGAUGAUACAACAAUUGAACAUACAAACGGUACGGAAAAUGAAAAUUUUCUUGAACAACUUUUCGAUAAUAAAAAAAUGCCUGUUUAUCAUUUACCAAUGACUGUUAAAGCGGAUAUUCGACCAUAUCAACAUGAUGGGAUCAAUUGGUUAAUGUUUCUUAAACGAUACAAUUUAUCGUGUGUUCUUGCUGAUGAUAUGGGUUUAGGAAAAACACUUCAAACAAUUUGUGUUCUUGCUUCUGAUAUUGUUGAACGAAAAAAAGAAAAUUUUGAAAUUCGACCAUCACUUGUUAUUUCACCACCAACCUUAACUCGACAUUGGACAAGUGAAAUGAAUAAAUUUGUUAGUGAAGAUAUUCUUCGUCCAUUACUCUACUCUGGAAAAAAUUUAGCUGAACGUGAAGGAUUACGAAAUAAAUAUAUACAAAAUCCAAAAGAAUAUACAGUUAUUGUUGCUUCAUAUGAUGUUAUUCGUAGUGACAUAGGAUUUUUUUCAACUAUUCCAUUUAAUUAUUGUGUACUUGAUGAAGGUCAUGUUAUUCGUAAUUCUAAAACAAAAUUAUCGAAAGCUAUUCGUCAGAUCUCAGCAGCUCAUCGUCUUAUAUUAUCGGGUACGCCUAUACAAAACAAUGCACUUGAACUUUGGCAAUUAUUUGAUUUUCUCAUGCCGGGUUAUUUGGGUUCAGAAAAACAAUUUAUUCGUCGUUAUCAAAAACCAUUAUUAGCAUCAAGUCGGGAUCGUGAUCUUGAACAUGGACAAUUAGCAAUGGAUGUUUUACAUAAACAAGUUAAACCAUUUAUGUUACGUCGUUUAAAAUCCGAUGUAUUAGAUGAUUUACCACCAAAAAUUUUACAAGAUUAUUAUUGCGAUUUAAGUUCAAUUCAAUGUAUGCUUUAUGAAGAUUUUGCUAAUAAAACAAAAGAACAAGUUAAAUAUGUUGAUAAUGAUUCAACAAAUCAAAAUGGAAGUUCUGCAACAGGUCAUGUAUUUAAGGCAUUACAAUAUUUACGUAAAUUAUGUAAUCAUCCAGCAUUGAUUUUAACACCUGAACAUCCAAAAUGGUUAAAUGUACAGAAUGAAUUAAAAGAAUCACAAAUUAGUUUGAAUGAUAUUCGAUUAUCAGGAAAAUUACUUGCUCUUAAAGAGUUAUUAAUUGAAUGUGGUAUCGGUUUAUCCAAAGACGCUGUUGUAUCAACACAUCGUGCAUUAGUUUUUUGUCAAAUGAAAGUAAUGAUUGACGUAAUUAUUAAUCAAGUUCUUGGAACAAUGGAUAAUGUUAGUUAUCUUCGUUUGGAUAGUUCAAUGAAUGCAAUUGAUCGUUAUAAUACAGUUAAUUUAUUUAAUUCAGAUCCAAGUAUUGACCUUUUAUUACUUACAACACAUAUUGGUGGUCUUGGUUUGAAUUUAACUGGUGCUGAUACAGUUAUAUUUGUUGAACAUGAUUGGAAUCCAAGUAAAGAUCUUCAAGCUAUGGAUCGUGCACAUCGUAUUGGACAAAAAAAAGUUGUUAAUGUUUAUCGAUUAAUAACACGAAAUACAAUUGAAGAAAAAAUUAUGAAUCUUCAACGAUUUAAAACAAAUUUAGCUGAUACAGUAUUAGCAUCGGAUAAUAAUUCAUCGAGUUUAUUUAAUUUAGAAAAAGACACAAAUUUAAUUGAUCUUAUAUCAUUAGGUGAUGAAGCAAAAGGACAAUCAUUACUAACAGAUAAUUCAACGAAAAAAGGCAAUACAAAUAAAAAACAAACAUUAAAAUCAAUACUUGAUACAUUUUCUGAACAAGUUGAUAAUGAUGAUGAAUGUUAUAGUGGUGAAUAUGAUGUGAACAAAUUUAUUCAACAGCAUUAA